UCACUUCCGGUGUGGACGUCUCUGCUCUCAACACUCAAAUAUGUCGGCCAGCUCGGAUCGGAAUCCACCUCCUUUCCCUGCAACAGAAGAGCCAGAACCUGGACUGUCCGACAUGGCAGAUGGAGACAGCGAUGAGGGAGAGGACAUCUUUGUCAGUAACAGUAAGCCGGUAUCUGUCAGCCGAGGAGUUUCUCAGCCGGAGAGGGUCACUGAGGAGCCUGAAGACCUGUUCAGCGAGGACCAGGCCAGACCAGCCAAGCCCAAUGGGGUUCACUCUGAUGAGGACAACGACCUGUUUGCAGAGGCACAUGCAGAUAGAAGCUCAGGCAAGUCCAGCAGUUCGGCUCAGAAGGAGCUCCCCGCCUCCUCGUUGGCUCGAGGCCCUGCAGCCCUGCAGUCCACCUCCUUGGAGCAGCUGGAGGAGGAUGAAUCUGGGGACAGUUUUGACGUGGAUGUUGCCGUCACCAACCCAGAGAAAGUCGGAGAUGGCAUGAAUGCAUACGUUGCCUACAAAGUAUCAACCCGGACCUCCUUGCCCAUGUUUAAAAGUAAGGCCUUUACUGUAAGGAGACGUUUCAGCGACUUCCUGGGUCUUUACGAGAAGCUCUCUGUCAAGCAGUCGCUGCACGGCUGCAUCAUCCCACCACCUCCUGAGAAGAGUGUCGUAGGAAUGACUAAAGUGAAGGUGGGGAUGGACGAUCCAUCAUCAGUGGAGUUCGUGGAAAGGAGAAGAGCGGCUCUGGAGAGGUAUCUUCAGAGAGUUGUGUCCCACGCACUGAUCCUGCAAGAUCCUGACGUUCGGGAAUUUUUAGAACGAGACGAUCUACCCAGAGCAGUAAACACUCAGACACUCAGUGGAGCCGGUUUCCUCAAGAUGAUCACCAAGGCAUCAGACGCUGUCAGCAAGAUGACCAUCAAGAUGAAUGAGUCCGACACUUGGUUUGAGGACAAGUUUCAGGAAGUGGAGGCAGAGGAGCAGCAGCUGAAGAAGCUUCAUGCUGUGGUCGACUCUCUUGUCAGUCACAGGAAGGAGCUAUGUGGAAACACGGCCAUAUUUGCCAAAAGCAUGGCCAUGCUGGGGAACUCCGAGGACAACACAGCCUUGUCACGGGCCCUCUCCCAGCUGGCUGAGGUGGAGGACAAGAUGGAGCAGCUGCACCAGGAGCAGGCAGCCAGUGAUUUCUUCAUCCUAGCAGAGCUGCUUGCUGACUACAUCCGCCUGCUGGGUGCUGUGAGGGGGGGCUUUGACCAGCGCAUUCGAGCUUGGCAGCGAUGGCAGGAGGCUCAGAGCACGCUCCAGAAGAAGAGGGAGGCCGAGGCCAAGCUGCUGUGGGCUAACAAACCCGACAAGCUGCAGCAGGCCAAAGAAGAGAUCAGCGAGUGGGAGGCACGAGUUACUCAGUAUGAGAGAGAUUUUGACAGGAUUGGCAUGACUGUACGCAAAGAAGUUCUCAGAUUUGAGAAAGAAAAAGCCAAGGACUUCAAGAGCCAGAUAAUCAGAUACUUGGAGGCAAUGCUGCAGUCUCAACAACGGCUUAUAAAGUUUUGGGAGGCGUUCCUGCCUGAGGCCAAGGCAAUAGCUUGAUGAAGUGGGAGAUUUUUUUUUAUUUAUAUAAAGACCCAACUGCCUUUUUGGACACUUCUGCCUCUUUAGCGGGAACUGAGAGGAUGAUUUUGCAGCACGCAAGAAACUUCCAUCCAUUCUUUUCUUCUUGUCUUUUUACUUACAGUUUAUUCUCGUAUCUUGUACAGAACUUUGAUAUAAUAAGCUGCCGCCUUUUCACAACAGGUCUCUGAUGUACUCCCUUGUUUAUGUUUUUUGAUAUUAAGACUACAUAAAAACAAAGUUCCAGCUGAGAUUAACUUGUCUGUAGUAUGUGUGUGCCUCACCGUCCUGUCAGUGGGAAAUGUAUUUUUGCUUAAACAAGUAUGUUGAAAUGUUUAUUUUGAGGUACUCCCCUAAGUAUCAUUGUCUGUAGUUUACCUGAGAAGAUAGCUGUAUGCAAGUAAUUACACUCCAACAACUGUUUAUUAUUAUACCUUCUUCUUUUUGGUGCAGUUUUUACUCAAUCAUGGCUGAUUAAUAACUGAGGAAACUGAUCUGAAGUUUUAGCACACUCCUACAGAAUAUAUAAUGAAUUCAAAAAGCAUAUAAAGAUAAAUAUAACCAGGUUUGUCAGAGCUGUUUAAAAAAAAAUGCAAUCGUCUUCAUUGGUAUUAUUUUUUUGGUGUUAUAUUUACUGAGUAACGUGUUAUUAACCAUGUUUGACAACAGCUGUUACAUUUAAUGUGUCGGAGAAGAGUGCCCAUUUGAUCUGGAGCUCUAGCAGUGAUUGUUUACUACAUGUACAGUGCUUGAAAUGAAUUAUAAAAAUAUUGUUAUUGUUUGUAACCCACUUUUCUGAUAAACUGGUUAAAAAAAACAUUGACAGAUAUAAACUGCCAUUUGGAUGCUGCGGUCCCUUUAUUUUCUGAAUCUGCAUUUCUAGGUGUAGUUUAUGUCAGAUUUACGCAGGAAUGUGUUUUUAUUUUUGUAACCACUUUGCGUUCACGCACACAUUUUUCCUGGAGCUGCCGGACAGGCAGAUGUAUAAAAUAAAAGUUUAAGUUUUGGGCACUA
Molecule: messenger RNA, 2620 nt
Organism: Austrofundulus limnaeus
Lineage: Eukaryota; Metazoa; Chordata; Actinopteri; Cyprinodontiformes; Rivulidae
Product: sorting nexin-1
Exons: 15
Coding region: 41-1585 (514 amino acids)
Biological process (GO): early endosome to Golgi transport; intracellular protein transport
Cellular component (GO): endosome; endosome membrane
Molecular function (GO): phosphatidylinositol binding
Source: RefSeq, a predicted model, not a curated record